AUGAAGCUCUUGCCAACCAUCGCCGCCGUCGCUAGCGCUUACGAGCAGCCCAAGUACAAUGACUUCCUUGAUUCUUUGAGCCAAAAGAGUUCUGGCUGGGGUCAUCCAACUGAUAAGGUCGCUGCUUUGUUUUCUCUUUGCCCAUCUCUGACCGAACCCGAUAAUGCUUCCGUCGUCUGUGACCAGUCUACCUGUGCCUUGGUCUGUAACGAAGGUUUUGUCGCCACUGGUCGAAGACGAACCAAAUGCCGAUUUAACAACGCAAAUGGCUUUUUCUGGAAGAGACAGCUCGGCGGUUGUGACACUUGUGCUGACCUUGCUGCCCCACCAGCUGGAGUCGAGAUUGAUGCGACAUUGAAUGAUGCCGCUCAAAAUACAUUUGAAUCUGGCGAGUUUACUGUCACUACCACUAGCAUUUUCAACCACCCUGGAUAUGGUGAUACUGCUGAUGGAAGCGGAAGCAACAUGGACAUCUGCUUGAUGAAAUUCAACGACAAUCUUGUCACUGGCAGAACUGGCACUGCUCCUGUUUGUCUUUCUACUUCCUAUCCUGAUCAUGGAAAGGCUUGCUGGGUCGCCGGAUGGGGAACAACAUCUGAGGGUGGAAACACAGCCAAUCUUCUCCAGAGCGUUGGAGUCAACAUUCUCGGCCAGGACUACUGCAAUGCCAACACGAACAACAGUCCUCUCCUCCCCGACGACAUUUGCGCCGGAUUGCCAGAUGUUGAUGGCAAUGGACUAACAGAUGCCGGAAUCGACUCCUGCCAGGGUGAUUCUGGUGGACCACUCGUCUGCGAUGUCAACGGUGCUGCCACUCUUGUCGGUGUUGUUUCACGAGACAAUAACGGUGGUCUUCUCGCCGAGGUCGACGCUACUCUUAAUGAUGCGGCGAAGGAUACUAUUGAAGCUGGCGAGUUUCAAGUCACUUCUACUACUAUGUUCAAUCACCCUGGAUAUGGUGAUACUGCUGAUGGAAGUGGAAGCAACAUGGACAUCUGCUUGAUUAAAUUCAAUGACAACCUGGUCACUGGCCGAACUGGAACUGCUCCGGUUUGUCUGUCGACCGCCUACCCAGAUCACGGAAAGGCCUGCUGGGUUGCUGGAUGGGGAGCCUUAUCUUCAGGUGGCAGUUCACCUAAUCUUCUCCAGAGUGUUGGUGUCAACAUUCUCGGCCAGGAAUAUUGCUCUGCCAACAGCAACAACGGAGCUCUUCUCCCUGAUGAUAUUUGCGCUGGAUUACCCGACUUGGACGGCAAUGGACUGACAGAUCCUGGAGUAGACUCCUGCCAGGGCGAUUCUGGUGGACCGCUUGUUUGUAAUGUCAAUGGAGCUGCUACUCUUGUCGGUGUCGUCUCACGAGGUGUUGGUUGCGCUGAUGAAGGACACCCAGGAAUUUACACCGCUAUUCAUACUGACACCUGGGUCGCUGAUACUAUUGCUGCAAACCCUUGA
This is a messenger RNA of Oikopleura dioica, 1452 nucleotides long. Lineage: Eukaryota; Metazoa; Chordata; Appendicularia; Copelata; Oikopleuridae. The record is from the annotation of a GenBank genome assembly.